UCAUUUCAUAUCUAAAUAAUAACGGCCCCUUUUCUAUUUUUAUUUAUUUAUUUAAUUUUCUCCCUGGGCUGUUAGGGUUUUAAGGGGUCUUUCACUCUUAUCCUCCGUUUCCUCCGCCAGAUUCUCCUCUUGAUUGCGAGAAGAUGAGCAACGACAAAGACAACUUGAACAUGUCCGGUCUCACCGCCGCUCUUAACGAGGAGGAUCGAGCAGGCCUUGUUAAUGCUCUCAAGGAUAAGUUGCAGAAUUUGGCUGGACAACACUCGGAUGUCCUUGAGAACUUGACUCCGGCAGUCAGGAAGCGUGUUGAGGUUCUAAGAGAGAUUCAAAACCAACAUGAUGAAAUUGAAGCAAAGUUCUUCGAAGAGAGGGCAGCUCUAGAAGCUAAGUAUCAAACGUUGUAUCAGCCUUUCUACACCAAGAGAUGUGAGAUUGUGACCGGUGUGGUUGAAGUUGAAGGUUUACCUGAGGAAGUGAAAACAGAACAAGGAGCAGAUAAAGCUGCUCAAGAGAAAGGAGUACCGGAUUUCUGGCUUAUCGCACUGAAGAACAACGAAAUUACCACUGAGGAGAUAACUGAGCGAGAUGAAGGUGCUCUCAAAUAUCUUAAGGACAUCAAGUGGAAUAGGGUUGAAGAACCAAAAGGGUUCAAGCUCGAGUUUUUCUUUGAUGAGAACCCUUACUUCAAGAACACUGUCUUGACCAAGACAUAUCACAUGAUUGAUGAAGAUGAGCCUAUCCUCGAGAAGGCCAUUGGGACGGAGAUUGAGUGGUAUCCUGGAAAAUGUUUGACUCAGAAGAUCCUGAAAAAGAAGCCAAAGAAGGGAUCCAAAAACACAAAGCCGAUCACUAAGACUGAGGACUGUGAGAGUUUCUUCAACUUCUUCAGUCCACCUCAAGUUCCUGAGGACGAGGAUGAUCUUGAUGAUGACAUGGCUGAUGAACUCCAAGGCCAAAUGGAGCAUGAUUACGAUAUUGGAUCAACCAUUAAAGAGAAAAUCAUUUCCCAUGCUGUGUCAUGGUUCACUGGUGAAGCUGUUGAUCCAGAUGACCUUGAGAUUGAUGAGGACGAUGAUGAUGAGAUUGAUGAAGAUGAUGAUGAGGACGACGAGGAAGAUGAUGAGGACGAGGAUGAUGAUGAUGAUGAGGAAGAUGACGAGGAUGAAGAGGCAGAGCUAGGAAAGAGGAGAAGAAAGAAGUCAUCAGCUGGGCACAAGAAGUCGGGAAGAAGUCAACUUGCUGAAGGUCAACAAGGUGAGAGGCCCGCGGAGUGUAAGCAGCAGUGAGUAUGAUGAAGAAGAAGAAGAAGAAGGAAGAGUCAGUCUGGUCUUUGUGUUUUCUUAAUUUGAAGAGUCAUGGUCCGUCGGUUUAUAUGAUAUAAAUCAAGUUUUGGGUGGUGGUUUGCUAGAAAAAAAAAUUGUUUUUUUGGUUUGGGUUUGGUUGCGUCUGAUUUUUCAUUUGUAAUGUGUUCUUCUUGAACUGCUUUGAGAAAUAGUAAUUUGUCGUUGGUCAAAUUUGGACUCAA
Messenger RNA from Brassica oleracea var. oleracea, 1525 nucleotides. Its product is annotated as nucleosome assembly protein 1;2. Bases 144 to 1286 code for a protein of 380 amino acids. Gene Ontology annotation, molecular function: histone binding; chromatin binding. Gene Ontology annotation, cellular component: chromatin; nucleus. The record is from RefSeq and is a predicted model, not a curated record. The transcript has 12 exons. Gene Ontology annotation, biological process: somatic cell DNA recombination; nucleosome assembly. NCBI's taxonomy places the organism in Eukaryota, Viridiplantae, Streptophyta, Magnoliopsida, Brassicales, Brassicaceae.